UCAACCUAACUCGUGGCAUUAGCAUCUCUUUGCUUUAGCAGGAUCUAUUCAGUUACUUUUCGAAGAAAAGAACGGUUGCCACUACUUGGAAAGAAAUCAAUGCAAUGAAUUAUGAACUAUUCAGAAAACUGAACCCCGCAAAAACUUUUAAUCGCUUUCUUUUUUUAAAACCUAGUUUUUUUCUGAGACUUUGUGAGAAAAGUGGUUUUUACUUUUAUGGAAUCUUUUAAUAUUUUUGACGGAGUAAUCUUGAAUAAUAAAUAUUAAUUUUUUUGUUUCAAAAAUUCAUUUUGAAUUAAUUUUUUAUUGAUUUGUCUAUGCGAUGAGUAGUUUGGCAGUGUAUCAGGAAAAUUGCAAAUACGAUUACAGAUUAUUUUUGCUUAUUUUUAAAAUGGAUAUUGUAUAUUGCUGUUGAGGAAAUUGAUCUCAAGUUUAAUGGACUAAAACUUGCAGAUAUGAGAGAAGGACUAAUUUAUUUAGUAGUUGUGACAGUAUUUUGUUUUGACUUUUCUUCUGGAAAGGUACCGAUGCGAGAAUUUCAAGCAGUCGCAGGGGAAGAAGCACGCCUUCCUUGCAACAUUGCAAUCCCAAAGGAACCAGAAAUAAUAUCCCUCAUAUUGUGGUAUCGGGAGACGUCCAAGUCUCCAAUUUAUACUUUGGAUUUUCGGAAAGGUCUCCCUGAUGACCCAAAACAUUUUCCUGGAAAAACGCUGACCGGUAGAGCUCACUUUGAUACUGCAGAAUACCCUCCCACCCUCAAAAUAAAACCUACUCACGUGGACGACGAAGGGGUGUACAAGUGCCGACUAGAAUAUAAAAGAUCUAGAAUUGUAACAAGAUUUUUAAAGCUCAUCGUUAUAGUUCCUCCUCAAGCUGUGGUGAUAAUGGAUGACAAAGGUCAGAAACUAAAAAGAUUAGCUGGACCAUACGAUGAAGGUUCACGUCUAUCUUUGCUCUGUGAGGCCGAAGGAGGAAAUCCAGCGCCAUUAGUGACAUGGUGGAAAAAUGGAAAUAUGAUUGAUGAUACAUAUUUUCGAACGUCAAAAGGUUUCGUGAGGAAUGAGUUGGAGUUAGAAGCCUUUAGACGAUCCGAUUUCAUGGUUGAACUUUCUUGUCAAGCGUCAAACACCAAUCUAACAGAUCCCCUGAGUGCUUCGAUCCGGAUCGAUCUUAACAUGAAACCUUUAUAUGUUCGAAUAACAACUCCUCCAAAACCUUUAAAAGCUGGAGAUGACUUAAGACUUGACUGUGAGACAUCGGGUUCCCGGCCAGCUGCGAAACUUCUUUGGUUGGUGGAGAACAAACUUAUUCAAAACAGCAAGCAAUCCUUUUUUACCAAUAGAAAUAUUACAUAUGGCAGCAUCAAUCUUAGUCCAAAGAACGAAGAUAACGGAAAAACAGUGACUUGCAGAGCAGAAAAUCCCUCAUUAAAUCACACUGAAAUGCAGGAUACCUGGACUCUUAAUAUGCAUUUUCCUCCAGAAGUUUCUUUGCAACUUGGUGCAAACAUAAAAUAUUCAACAAUCAAAGAAGGGAAUGAUGUGUAUUUGGAAUGUGUGAUCAAAGCCAAUCCACCCAUUUCAGAACUAAUUUGGUUUUUCGAAGGAGUACCUUUUUAUGGCAACACGUCGGCUGGAGUAAUCAUUUCGAAUCAAUCCUUAGUGUUGCAAAAAGUUCGAAAAGAGCAUAGAGGGCGCUACAAGUGUACUGCUUCUAAUACUGAAGGCCAAGGACGGAGCUUAGAGCUAUUAUUAGAAGUGCGCUAUGCCCCCAGCUGUUCCACUAGCCUGAAAGCUUUAUAUGGUGUUACAAGGGGAGAAACUGUAAAUAUUACAUGCGAAGUGGACUCCGACCCCGAUGAUGUAACAUUUAACUGGGCACUCAACAACUCCGUAGAGAAUGUCGAACUGUACAAUUUCACUUCGAAAAAAACUAGAAGUGUGUUAACUUAUACUCCUAAAGCAAUGCUCGAAUUUGGUGCUAUUCUCUGUUGGGGAAAAAACUCGGUUGGAGAACAAAAGGAACCAUGUGUAUCUCGCAUCAUUCCCGCAGGUCCACCUGAUCCAGUUAGAAAUUGUGUGGUUGCUAACAGAUCACGAACUUGGCUCUUAAUUGAUUGUGAGGCAGGCUAUAAUGGCGGUUUACCUCAGAAGUUUCAUUUGGAUGUUUAUAACUCUGAAGAAGAUGCUCUUGAAACAAAUAUCACAACAUCGGAUUUGCCUUUAUUUUUAGUAACUAAACUACCUCCUGGGACACCUUUUGUGCUCAUAAUAUCUGCAUCCAAUGAAAAAGGAAGGAGCAAUACGGUCGCACUUUUAGCAAACACACUUUCGUUUAAAGAUAGUGAAGCAGAAGCCUCUUCAAUGAUAAGCACCAGUUCAAUAGUAGCGGUAAUGCUGGCAGCAGUAGGUACUCUCCUGGUAAUAGGCGUAGUCGCAUUGGCACUCUUUCAAAUACGGAAGAAAAGAAGGCAAAAAGACACAUCAAUAGAGGAAGACGAUACAAUAAAAUUGAAUAUGUCUUCAAAGAAAUUACCUGAAGAUUUUACAGAAAACUCUGCGGCGUGUCCAGACGUUGUUCCCCCUAUUAAUGUGUGUGAAAAUGAGAGCUUUGAAAGUGCCAACUUGAGAGAAGGCCAGUCUCCUGAAAGUGCCAAAUGUAGCAAAAAUUACAGAAAUUGUGUAGUUGCUUUGAAAAGAUCGUGGAGCCUCAAGAAAAGAGGACAUGAAAAAGCAGAGACAGAAGUGAGCUUAGAUGAUCUAACAUAUCGUGAUUAUAAAACAGUGACACUUUCUCCAGAUACAGUAGCGCAUCCAUCUCCGUGGCUCGAGGAAGAUAUGAAGCAACCUAAUAAAAGUGGAGUCCUCAUUUUAGAAAAACAGGAUGACGAUGAAUCAAUCCAUCAGACAAUUGUAUCUCAGAAAACCACACUUUUUUGACAUUUUUUUACAUUGAAGUGUUGCUGCAAGCAUUUAAACAAAUUCUUGAUGUUUUAUUGAUGAAUUGAAAAAACAGCACGCAUUGAAAGAAGCAAUUAAAUCUUUUCAUAAGGUAUGGCACAAUUUGACAUUGCCAUAAGUGAAAUGAAUAUUUUGUACACUGUGCUGUCUGUUGUAAAGUUGUGAUUUGACGAAAAUCAAUACUAAAUUACAAUUUAUUGUAAGACUAUUUGUGAUUUUUCCUGAACAUGGUGUAAAAAUACUUUAAUGUUAUAUUUUUACAUUACAUGAUUUUUAGGAAAGAAUUUCUUCUACCAACUUAAAGUUUAGUUAAAAUUAAAGUUUAAAAAAAAUCUAAUCUCAAUGAUUUCUAAUAUUUGCUAUUAUUUUCAUUCAUAAAUUUUAAAUUAAAACAAAUCCACUGAAUU
Parasteatoda tepidariorum (common house spider) is the source of this 3367-nucleotide messenger RNA. Its product is annotated as kin of IRRE-like protein 3. The record is from RefSeq and is a predicted model, not a curated record. NCBI's taxonomy places the organism in Eukaryota, Metazoa, Arthropoda, Arachnida, Araneae, Theridiidae. Gene Ontology annotation, molecular function: protein binding.